Darwinula stevensoni is the source of this 3816-nucleotide messenger RNA. The record is from the annotation of a GenBank genome assembly. Lineage: Eukaryota; Metazoa; Arthropoda; Ostracoda; Podocopida; Darwinulidae.
AAAUGGAAAGGGGCUCCUCCUGGAGUUACCAAUUCUGCUGGUGUUUAUGGUAAUCCUUAUGCCAACGAACAACCAAUUGUUGUGGUCACAGCUGCCAACAUGGCUCAACACCUGGCCAAACUAUCACCUGGUCAACAAGCACUCCUAAAAAAGUACCCUGACUACAAGAUGAAUGUUUACCCAUCUCACCGCGAUUUUGCGACUGAAGGGGACUGCAAAUACACCAAAACUAACGCCACCUCUGGCGAACUGACCGAUGGUGGCGAAGGUGUUACGGGUGUUGUUCAAGGUGGCGCGCCCUUCCCAUUCCCCAAAAACGGGCUAGAAGCCGUAUGGAAUACCAAGUUUGGUGUGUUUGGGCUAACCACUGGUGAACACGCCAUUCAAGAUUCUGCCGCUGUGCAGCCUUCGGGCGCAAUUGCCAAAGGUAAAGAAGAUUACCGUUUGGGCUUUGCGGUAAACAUGACUGCAACAACGACAACUCAAUCAAGCACCAAACUUGAUACCCCAAAAUUGUACGAUGACUAUUUGCGUCAAAAAUCAAUUGUCAUGCCUAAGUUUCAAGGCAAAGCUCUAGAGGCUUAUGUUGACAUCAUGUCUUAUGAGACCGAUCGUAUGAUCGAAGACAAACUCGGUGACGAAGUUUCAAUGCGCCAAUUACUUGACCACGCUGCAGAAAAUCAAUACGGAAUUCCUGCCUUUAACGUCAAUAACUUAGAACAGGUUCAAGCUAUUAUGGCCGCCGCAGAUGAAGUAGGCGCUCCUGUCAUUAUGCAGGCUUCCGCAGGUGCUCGUAAAUAUGCAGGCGAACAGUUUCUCAAAUUAUUAAUUGAAGCUGCCGUUCAAUCCUACCCUCAUAUUCCGGUUGUGAUGCAUCAAGAUCACGGACAGUCUCCCGCUAUUUGUAAAGGUGCGAUUGAUUUAUCGUUUACCUCAGUCAUGAUGGAUGGCUCCUUAGAGGAAGACGGCAAAACCAUCGCCUCUUAUGACUAUAAUGUUGAAGUAACACGAAAAGUUGUUGAUAUGGCUCACCAAGUUGGUGUCACGGUUGAAGGUGAGUUAGGUUGCUUAGGUUCCCUAGAAACGAUGAAAGGCGACAAAGAGGAUGGUCACGGCACUGACGCUACCAUGACUCGCGAUCAACUCCUAACAGACCCAGACCAAGCUGCUGAUUUUGUUAAUAAAACACAAGUUGAUGCUUUGGCGAUUGCCAUUGGUACUAGCCAUGGUGCUUACAAGUUUAGCCGUAAGCCAACAGGAGAUAUUUUAGCGAUUGACCGCAUUAAAGCCAUUCAUCACCGUAUCCCUAAAACCCAUUUAGUCAUGCACGGCUCUUCAUCCGUACCACAAGACUUAUUGGCCAUUAUUCGCCAGUUUGGCGGUAAUAUGAAAGAAACGUAUGGGGUUCCUGUUGAGGAGAUUCAAGAAGCGAUUAAAUAUGGUGUUCGUAAGAUUAACAUCGAUACCGAUAUUCGCCUAGCCAUGACCGCAGCCAUCCGCCAAUUUUUUGCAGAGCACCCAGAAAAAUUUGACCCACGUGAAUACCUAAAACCAGCGCGUGAAGCAGCAAAAAACAUUUGUAAACAACGUUAUCUUGAGUUUGGUUGCGAGGGGCAGGGUCCAAAAAUCAAACCUGUCACUUUAAAUGAAAUGGCUCGACUCUAUGCCAGUGAGCUCAUUCAGAAGCUCUCACCAGCGCCUUUAAAACCAAUUAAAGUAGCCACCCGAAAAGACGUAUCCAAUCAAGGAUUUGUUCUAAUCACCUUGGUCGCUAUACUGCUAGCGUUGAUUUUAGUGUUUGUGUUUACCUAUAUCACCAUCAGUGCUAGUACGCCAUCGAUUGCAAGUAUUACAGAAUACCGUCCUAAAGCACCGUUACGAGUUUAUACUGCUGACGGCUACUUGAUUGGCGAGUUUGGGCAUGAGCGUCGUAGCUUAGUCAAAAUCAACGAAAUCCCCAAAAAUCUACAAAAUGCCUUUAUUGCUAUUGAAGAUGCUCGUUUCUACGAACAUGAAGGAGUAGAUCCAAUUGGUGUUGCUCGUGCUUUGAUGUCAAAUGCCACAGGCGGUAACAAACAAGGUGCAUCUACCAUUACCAUGCAGGUCGUUCGGAACGUUUUUUUAACGCCUGAAAAAACCCUAAAACGCAAAAUCACCGAAGCCAUGAUGGCUUAUCGCUUAGAACAAGCGAUGACCAAACAACAAAUUAUUGAACUUUACCUUAAUCAAAUUUAUUUAGGUCAGCGCGCUUAUGGUGUUGGUGCAGCCGCAAGGACUUAUUACAGCAAAAGUCUCAAAGACUUAACUUUAUCUGAAUCUGCCAUGUUGGCUGUGAUGUAUGAAAAGUACGGUAAAGCGACCUAUGAAAUGGGGCUUAGCGCAUACACGACCGUCAUGAAAGACGAGCAAGAACAGGCCAGUAGAGUUCAGCGACGUGCCAUGAUGGCAUUUGACCGUUCCAGAGGUUACCGUGGGCCUGAAGGUUUUGUUGAGCUUAGUAAAAAUGAUAAAGAAAAUGAACAAAAAAUUGAUGAAGCAUUUGUCGAUCACCCUGAUUCUGGCGAAUUAUUAACUGGCGUUGUAUUAGAAGCUAGUCCUAGCGAAGUUAAAGCACAAACAAGUAGCAAUGGCAUCGUUAAAGUAAAAGGCGCAGGCCUACGUUUUGCCUUAUCGGGUUUGGUGGCAUCGGCUCAACCAAAAGUUAAGAUCAAAAAGGGCUCAAUUAUUCGGUUGAAAACAACAACCGAUGAUGACGGUAAAAAUCCUUGGUAUGAAAUUAGUCAGAUUCCGUUAGUCCAAUCUGGGAUUAUCGGCAUGAACUACACAACAGGUGCCAUUAAGGCUAUGGUAGGAGGAUUUGAUUUUGAUAUUCAACCUUUUAACAACACAACCCAAGCUUGGCGUCAACCUGGAUCAGCUAUCAAACCAAUGAUUUAUUCAGCUGCAUUAGAACACGGCAUGACACCAGCGACCAUUUAUCUCACGCGUUUUGGCUUGGAUGCAAAAAGGCAUCCUGCUUAUUUGACGACUGCAUUAGGUGCAGGUUCUGCAACAGUACUACAAAUGGCUAGUGCAUUUGCCGUUUUUGCAUCAGGUGGUAAUCGAGUCAAACCUUAUAUUAUUGAAAGAAUUAUUGAUCCGUAUGGCAAAGUGCUUAUGCAACACGAAGCUGAAGCACCCGUACAAGUCAUUGACCCUAGAAAUGCUUUUAUCAUAGACAGCAUGAUGCGUGAUGUUGUUCGUCUUGGAACUGCUAAACGUGCGCUAGCCUUAGGCCGUAGCGAUGUCGCAGGCAAAACUGGAACCACCAAUGACGAAUACGAUGCGUGGUUUGUUGGUUAUGCAGGUAACGUCGUGGCGGCGACAUGGGUGGGAUACUCAACGCCUCAGCCGCUUGGUCGAGGCGAAACAGGGGGAGCGUUAGCAUUACCGAUUUGGAUCAACUACAUGCGUUACGCUGUCAAGGAUGAUCCCGUGCGCAAAAUUACGGUUCCCGCUGGAAUCGUUAAAUACGCUGGCGAUUACGCCUAUGCUGAAGGUGUGGGUGCCACGAUUAAAGCGGUGGGUGUUAACGCUGGCUGGCAUGGUGGCCGAUUCAAUGACGACGAUUCAGCCAUCAAAAAAACGAAGAAGCCUCGAAUUGUUCGUAAGCAAGAAGACGAUGGUGAUGAUGCGCCAGCGCCAAGGCGGAGGGCUCGAAGAAACGAUGAUGAAAACGAUGCAUCUCCAGCUGCACACAGUGCUCCAGAGGCACCGUCAGCAGACUCUGGUGAAAGAAGCAAAGCCCUAGAAAUGUUUAAGGACACACAAAGUGAA